AUGGAUGAAGUCCACAAUUUGCUACCAUUUAUAUUUUCACCCCACAGUCGCAACCAGAAGAUUGCUAAGGAUUAUAUUCAAUCUCUAUAUGAUGGUGUUCUAAAGAAAAGGGUUAGCCUUGAGCCGCUGAGAUGGAAAAACGUGCUGCUUCUGUUUUCGGGCCUGGAGAUCUCCACGAACGAGCUUGCGAUUGUUGAACAGAUCUAUAAUGAAACAAAGGCUCGUGAACCAGCAACUGAGGGUAGUAAACAUGAGUUGGUGUGGAUCCCAAUUGUGGACACGUACUCUAAAUCUAUAGAACCAAAACUAAAGCAGUUUGGGAACGUGAGAGAAAGCAUGCCAUGGUAUUCAGUGUAUCAUCCUUCAUUGAUAGUCAAUCAAGUCAUCUCGUUCAUCCAGAGAGAAUGGAAAUACAAGACUAAGCCAAUUCUUGUGGUUUUGGACCCACUAGGGAGGGUUUCUUCAUCUAAUGCUUUUCACAUGACGUGGAUUUGGGGAAGCAAUAUUGCCUAUCCUUUCACAAACUCUAGAGAACAAGCUCUAUGGCAGGAAGAGAAUUGGAGACUUGAAUUGCUCGUAAAUGGCGAUGAGAUAUCCAACUGGAUUAAGGAUGAAAAAUACAUUUUCUUGUACGGAGGGAAUGAGUCUGAAUGGAUAAGUAAAUUUGUGAAGGAAGCUCGCAGUGUUGCAGAGGCUACAAAAAUAUCCCUAGAGAUGCUAUAUGUUGGGAAAAGCAGCAGAAGGAAGCAGGUGCAAAAUAUCGUUGAUAUUAUAAAGCGUGAGAAGCUCAAUACUUCAUUUCUGCAAGAUCAAGUCAUGAUACGGUUGUUCUGGACCCGUGUUGAGAGCAUGUUCUUCUCCAAGCUUCAACUCAAUCAAACUAAUGAAGAAGACCAAGUGAUGCGGGAAAUCAAGAAGCUUCUGAUCUAUGACAAACAAAGUGGGUGGAUUCUUCUGGCAAGAGGGUCUCAUAUUGUGGUCACUGGGCACGCCACAACAGGGUUGCAAACCUUGGAGGACUAUGAGAACGAGUGGAAGGAACAUGGUGAUAAAGAUGGGUUUGAAGCAGCUUUUAAGAAUCACUACGCCAAGCUUAGUUCACGUGCUAGUCCUUGCAGCAAGUUUGAGGUCUCUGCAGAAAUUGGGGAAACCCCAGAGAAGCUCACAUGCCCUGAGUGUAACCGCCAUAUGCACGUGUUCACAAGCAUCCAGUGCUGCCACGAUGGAAAAAUUGAUGAGGAUUUUUCUGUCAGCACUGUUACUCCUCCUACCAUUUGA
Sphenostylis stenocarpa is the source of this 1278-nucleotide messenger RNA. The record is from the annotation of a GenBank genome assembly. Lineage: Eukaryota; Viridiplantae; Streptophyta; Magnoliopsida; Fabales; Fabaceae.